Spinacia oleracea (spinach) is the source of this 770-nucleotide messenger RNA. RefSeq lists its product as uncharacterized. The record is from RefSeq and is a predicted model, not a curated record. The transcript is spliced from 6 exons. The coding region runs from base 217 to 642 and encodes 141 amino acids. NCBI's taxonomy places the organism in Eukaryota, Viridiplantae, Streptophyta, Magnoliopsida, Caryophyllales, Amaranthaceae.
UCGUAGUGAGUGCAAAGAAAAAUGAAUUAAAACAAAAAAUGAAACAACAAAAAAAAAAAAUUCUAUCAUCAUAAAAGUUGUGCAGAUACUAAAGGUGCGAGUAAUAGAGGCCCAAGGGAAACACCAUUUACAUUGGCGUGAAGUAAAACUGACUUUUCUGCAAUCCAUAUACUCUAGGGAUAUUUAAGUCUUUCCCGUGUAAAAUUCGAAAUAGUAAUGCUGGCAUUUCCGUGUAAAACAAGUUCAGCAAUCUUGGACCCUCUUGGCUGCGCUGUUACAGACAGAAAAAAUAUGGGACAACCACGAAGAAGCCCGCGAAACAAAGGGAAAAGAUCUUCCAUAUUAGAUGAAGGAGGACAGUCCAAAGAAGCUAAGAAUGGCAUCCCCGCCCCAGCAGCCAACCAGGGAAAGAAGAAGAAUACAAUGAAAGUGAAAAAAUCAAAUACAGAGGUGAUUGGUUGUUAUAUUUGUGGGAACUCGGGCUUCUCAAAUGCUCUGAUUGACUGCUUAAAGUGUUCUGUUAUGGUUGCACACCAAUAUUGUGUGGUAUACCACCAGGAACUGAUGAGGAGUAUACUUGGUAUUGUGGGUACUGUCUUGCACCAACAGAAUCCCAGGAACGUAAGAGUAAAAGUGAGAUAAUCCUGAUUAGGAACCAACCACUACCACUUCAAACUUUGCUGCCAAUAUCAUACAUCAGAAGAACGGAACAAACAGAAACAAGUAAUGAAUGUCAAAAUGCUGAAGAAGGUGCUAGGAAUAUUAAUGAG